Molecule: messenger RNA, 1462 nt
Organism: Xylaria bambusicola
Lineage: Eukaryota; Fungi; Ascomycota; Sordariomycetes; Xylariales; Xylariaceae
Exons: 1
Coding region: 172-1005 (277 amino acids)
Source: RefSeq, a predicted model, not a curated record
CUCACAAUCUUAGAUAUACCAUUAUACUUUCAACAUGCGUACUAUUGCUGCGUCACCAGAAAUAGCGUUUUCAACCUUGAUGGGAGGGAUAUAAGAUAAACUUACCCCCCUCCUCCUCCCUUCAUUCAUCCUAUCAACAACUACCGCAACGCAGCAAAUACGACAGUGAAUAUGUCGAACCAGAGCUAUCUUGUACAGCCCUUUGGCCGUUUGUCAGUCCUUGCACCCGAAAUUCGAGAUAUCAUCUACGAAUUUGCUUUAGUUGAGCCACCGAAGUGGGAACGCCUAAGUGAACACUGGCACCAUAGUCUUGAGAACAACCAACAUCCAUCGUGCAGAGGUCGAGUGUGGAAGGGCAUCGGUUUGCUACGCGUUAAUAAAGCUAUACAUACCGAGGCGGCCCCUGUUUUCUUGUCGCAAAACAUCUUCUUCUUUAUUACCCGAAACGAGUUCAUCAAGUGCAUCGGCAUCUACCUUCGACUUCGAUACCGCAGCCUCGUCCGGCAUGUUCGUAUUGCCCACGUAAUGCGAAAUCGUGUGGAACGUUCCACUCUUGAGCCGAGGUCGUGGGACUGGAAUCCGGAUGAUGAACAGGUGCACUUCGAGAAAGCCCUUGGAGAAUGCACUGGCCUACGCACACUAGGAAUUGACAUCGACUUGGUAACCCAAUACCAGUUGAAUCCACCUUGUCUUGACGUCGAGUCCGUCAGAACCCUGGCGGGUCUGAUCUCCCCAGAAGUACAAUUCAGUUUCUUGAAACAAGGGUCUAUAUCUCCUGCAAUGGUUAUGGCGGUAGGGCGACGGAGAACACAUGACUCGCUUUACCGGACUCUCAGCCAAAUGCCGUAUAACUUGCAUGACGAAGCAGUUACGGGUACGAAGGCGACCGAAAAUGGGGUUCCAGAGGGGGACUGGGAACUUGUCUACAAACAACCUCAGCUAAGCGGGCGUUUCAUCACUUUUUCACAAAUCUUUGAAUACCCCUUAACACUCAACCUUUUUUGAUCAUCAUAUUCCAGCUUGCAUUGAGCUAUAUGUGUGGUUUUUGGCGUCUCAAUUUAUGUGAGAUGACCAUUGUGGGAUGGCAUAUCGCAAGUCUUUGGUGUCCUCAUCAACUUCGGUUCCUAGGUGUUAGCCUCACAUUAGCAUUCAGGCAUAGUGGUGAUGGAUCACUGCGUGAAGAAGUCGUGUCAAAAAGUAAGAUGAAACAGGUCAGGGUCUGAUGUAGAGUAUCUAACCCUUGUAUUAUAUCGUGUACAGUAAAACGGAAUAGGGAGGAAGUUCAAGAUAUUACCCAAAUGGUACUCUCUGCGUCUUUAAAUCGUCUCUUGUGCCAACUUGCCAAUUUACAUGAGCAUCUGCUUGAAACUUCUGGUCGGCGCCAACGAGCCUGUGUGCCAUGCAUGGGAUACACUAUAACCUCCACUAACGUAGCUGCUAUGGUCCAUCUACACAAUGUACA